CAAACAUGGGAAGCAUUCUUACCAAUUGUGACUACCAAAUGCCUCAGACCGGCUAUAGAAACCCUCAAUCUCUGAAAUUACUCACGAAUAACUAUGUGAAGGAGAAGAUGAGAGCAGAAAGAUCAGAACAGACAGAUUUCUCUUUUAAAAAAUCGCCAAGAUUCUUUAAGAAAAACCUCAGUCUGAACUCAGGUGAAAGCCUAGAGAAAGUUUGUAAUGAAUCUGAUAAAGAGAGCAUCAAAGAUAUCAGGAAGCUUUCUAUAUCGGAUGGAAUUUUGGAAUGUGGUGAGGAGGAAGAAGAUGAUGAUGAAAUUGUUCUAAAUAUUUCUGGAUCCUCAGAUCUAGAUGAAAAUAAUUUCGAAUCCUCUAAUGAAGGCUUGAAGCUGAGUAAAACUAAGUCUAAUCCUCAGCAAGACAUUGUUUCCGGAAACAUUGUCAAAGUUUGACCAAUAUCCCUCAAUAAGGAGUAUAAUUCAGAGUAUGAAGACUUAAUCCUCAAAUCAGAUAAUUGUGAAGACGAUAUGGGAUAUCACUAUUAUGUCUUAAAUGCAGAUCCUAGAGAGCUGAAUAUUAGAGUCACUCCGAAAUAGCCUGAUUCCUAACCUAACGGCAGUAUUUAAUUGCGAAAAGCUCGCAUAAUUUUCUUUAAAUAUUUUCA
Messenger RNA from Moneuplotes crassus, 658 nucleotides. The record is from the annotation of a GenBank genome assembly. NCBI's taxonomy places the organism in Eukaryota, Ciliophora, Spirotrichea, Euplotida, Euplotidae.